UAAUAGCAAACUUACAACAAUUAUUUAACUUUUUUUUUUCCUCCCUUUUUUUUUUUUUUUUUUUUUCUUAAGAGCUAUGAAGCGGGGACAGAGGCAGAACGAGCUCCUUCAGGCAGGGCUGGGAUCUGAGCUCACACAAAUAGCUCCCUGGUGGACUCGUCCCAGGUUCCUACCCUACCCCAUCCCUUCGCCCUGCUCCGCUGAGGAAGACCCGGGGCUGGGACAACGCCUGCGAUGAGCCAUCUCUACGGAAGCCCCCUCCCUGCCAUGGGCAGCCCCCCCGUGCUGUACCUCCCGGCUGCCCUGGGGUUCGCCCCGAGCGGUGCCAUAUCCCGGCAGGACCCCCCGCAGAAGCCCCCCUACAGCUACAUCGCCCUCAUCGCUAUGGCCAUCAAAGAAGCUCCGGAGCAGAAGGUGACCCUCAGCGGUAUCUACCAGUUCAUCAUGGACCGCUUCCCCUUCUACCACGACAACAAGCAGGGCUGGCAGAACAGCAUCCGACACAACCUCUCCCUCAACGACUGCUUCAUCAAGGUGCCGCGAGAGAAGGGCCGGCCCGGCAAGGGCAGCUACUGGACGCUGGACCCGCGGUGCCUCGACAUGUUCGAGAACGGCAACUACCGCCGGAGGAAGAGGAAGCCCAAAGCCCCGGGGCCGCUGGAACCGAAGGGCACCCGGCCCCCGGGGCAGCACGCCCGCCCCGACGAGCCCAAAAGGGCCAAGGGCAGCGCGGCGGCAGCCUCGGGCGACGAAGGGGUGCCGGGGCCGGGCGGGGGGGAAGCAGCUCCCCCUUCGGGUCCCCCCCGCUGCGGAGGUGCCCCGGCCCCCGCCGCACCCCGGCCGCCCGCUGCCGCCGCCCCUCCGCCCAAGAGCGGUCCUCGGGGUCGCAGCUUCAGCAUCGAGAGCAUCCUGGCCAGGGGGCUGAGGCAGCCCCCCCCUGGGGCAGGCCCCAGGGCGGCCCGGGAGAGCCCCGCCGGUGGCCCCGUCGGUUCUCUGGUCGCCAGCGGCGGCUGCGGCCCGGCCUGUAGCGCCUCGAUCACGCUCGACUCCCAGGUGCACGGGAGGCUUUAUCACAUCGGCAUCCCCUUACUCUCCUGCUUCCCUCUCCACUUCUCCGAGGCGGUGUUUAAUUUGCAGUAGUUGCCCCCAUAAUUAACUAACACCCCUCCUCCCAUCGCUGCUGUGCUGGGGGGGAGGUGAUGGGAGGGAGAGACCGGACUCAACCCUUGCCAGGCGGGUAAAGACCAAAAUCACGCCCCAAAAAAGCGAUGUUAAAGGUGACUCAGGAUUUCAGGGCAUUGUCAAGACACGCAUUGCUGCGGAGCUCUCUUUAGCGAUUGCCUCCCACCCCCUACUGCCAGAUCGACUUUUAAAGCGCUUAUGCUUACUGAAUAUCGCGACAGCGUUUCUUCCUCACUCAUGUGGCCAGAGAGAGGAAGACAAACGAGCAAAAACAUUGUGGAUGUGGGGAUGUGGCCAGCUUCCAUAUCUUGCUGGGAUCAGUUGCUUCUGACCAAAAAAGACUGAAGCAGGGUUAUGGAGGCUGGUCUUGACAUUUUGAAGUAGCUCUGUUAACAACCCGGACAAAAGACAUCAGCUAUGUUUCCAAAGCUUUCUUUUCUCUUCGAGAAGGAAGAAUCCAGACACAGUAGAAGCCAUCAGGAAUAUUACUUUUUUUUUCGGUUUUUUUAAAUUUUUUUUUUUUUGCAAUAAAUAGAGGCUUUUUGUAUAUUAGUGGACAAAUGCCCUUUUGGAAAAGAAAAAGAUCUAUAUUCUCAAUUUUCAUUAUGAAACCAAACCUAUAUCCAAUAAAAGUAUUUUGUUCAGGA
Molecule: messenger RNA, 1829 nt
Organism: Pezoporus flaviventris
Lineage: Eukaryota; Metazoa; Chordata; Aves; Psittaciformes; Psittacidae
Gene: FOXL1
Product: forkhead box L1
Exons: 2
Coding region: 235-1140 (301 amino acids)
Biological process (GO): anatomical structure morphogenesis; cell differentiation; regulation of transcription by RNA polymerase II
Molecular function (GO): RNA polymerase II cis-regulatory region sequence-specific DNA binding; DNA-binding transcription factor activity, RNA polymerase II-specific
Source: RefSeq, a predicted model, not a curated record